CUCUGUGCAGUACUGUGGAAUAGAGUUCCAUGUAGCCGUGGCUCUGUGCAGUACUGUGGAAUAGAGUUCCAUGUAGUCGUGGCUCUAUGUAGUACUGUGCACCUCCCAUAGUCUGUUCUGAACUUGGGGACUGUGAAGAGACCUCUGGUGGCAUGUCUUGUGGGGUAUGCAUUAGAGGUCGACCGAUUAAUCGGAAUGGCCGAUUUGAAUUAUUAUUAUUUUUACACCUUUAUUUAACUGGGCAAGUCAGUUAAGAACACAUUCUUAUUUUCAACGUUAACCCACUGUUGUCUACCGGGGAACAGUGGGUUAACAGCCUUGUUCAGAGGCAGAACGGCAGAUUUGUACCUUGUCAGCUCAGGGAUUCAAUCUUGCAACCUUACGGUUAACUAGUCCAACGCUCUAACCACCUGCCUCACGAGGAGCCCGCCUGUUAUGCGAAUGCAGUAAGCCAAGGUAAGUUGCUAGUGUAAGAAAUUGUAAUAGAUACUGAAAACUUGUUAUAACAACUUCUCAACACAGGCCAUACUUUGCACAACAUGCACCAACCCCCCCCCCGCUUUUCUGGUGAGACACAUCCUGCUCUCAUCAGAUAACAACCUCAGACACACACACAUAGAACAGGCCCCUGCUAAAACCAAACGCACACGCAUUCUGCUCAAGGUUGAGACUCUAAGACAAAGAACCAUGUUAAGAGCCAAUGGAACGUCGACACCAGGCCCGAACAGGACUACCCACGACCCAGAGCGACCAAUCUGACGAACAGACUCCCAGAAUAUACCUACGUCAUUUUACUGUAUAAAUGACCUGCACACCAUGUUUCGGGGCUCUUCCGAUAGUUCCAUAAGAACCAGACGAACAAGUCCGUGCAGCACGCGUUGCCAGAUAUCUUUACCUUUUAAUAAACUGCCUUUACUAUAUCUAAAGUCCACCCUGUCUAGCGUCUCAGCUUGGUCUCAUUUCUCCAGUAACGAUUCAUCAACACUAGCUAGCAUUAAACGUAUCUUAUAAAAAUCAAUCAAUCAUAAUCACUAGUUAUAACUCCUCAUGGUUGAUGAUAUUACUAGUUUAUCUAGCGUGUCCUGCGUUGCAUAUAAUCGAUGCGGUGCGCAUUCGCGAAAAAGGACUCGUUGCUCAAACGUGUACCUAAACAUCAAUGCCUUUCUUAAAAUCAAUACACAGAAGUAUAUAUUUUUAAACCUGCAUAUUUAGCUAAUAUAAAUCCAGGUUAGCAGGCAAUAUUAACCAGGUGAAAUUGUGUCACUUCUCUUGCACGCAGAGUCAGGGUAUAUGCAACAGUUUGGGCCGCCUGGCUCGUUGCGAACUAAUUUGCCAGAAUUUUACGUAAUUAUGACAUAACAUUGAAGGUUGCGCAAUGUAACAGUAAUAUUUAGACUGAUGGAUGCCAUCCAUUAGAUAAAAUAUGGAACGGUUCCGUUUUUCACUGAAAGAAUAAACGUCUUGUUUUCGAGAUGAUAGUUUCUGAAUUCGACCAUAUUAAUGACCUAAGGCUCGCAUUUCGGUGUGUUAUGUUAUAAUUAAGUCUAUGAUUUGAUAGAGCAGUCUGACUGAGCGGUGGUAGGCAGCAGCAGGCUCGUAAGCAUUCAUUCAAACAGCACUUCCGUGCAUUUUGCCAGCAGCUCUUCGCUGUGCUUCAAGCAUUGAACUGUUUGACUUCAAGCCUAUCAACUCCCGAGAUUAGGCUGGUGUAACCAAUGUGAAAUGGCUAGCUAGUUAGCGGGGUGCGCUCUACUAGCUAACAGCGUCACUCUGAGACUUGGAGUAGUUGUUCUCCUUGCUCUGCAUGGGUAACGCUGCUUCGAGGGUGGCUGUUGUCGAUGUGUUGCUGGUUCGAGCCCAGUGAGGAGAGGGACGGAAGCUAUACUGUUACACUGGCAAUACUAAAGUGCCUAUAAGAACAUCCAAUAGUCAAAGGUAUAUGAAAUACAAAUGGUAUAGAGAGAAAUAGUCCUCUAAUAACUACAACCUAAAACUUCUUACCUGGGAAUAUUGAAGACUCAUGUUAAAAGGAACCACCAGCUUUCAUAUGUUCUCAUGUUCUGAGCAAGGAACUUAAACGUUAGCUUUUUUACAUGGCUCAUAUUGCACUUUUACUUUCUUCUCCAACACUUUGUUUUUGCAUUAUUUAAACCAAAUUGAACAUGUUUCAUUAUUUAUUUGAGGCUAAAUUGAUUUUAUUGAUGUAUUAUAUUAAGUUAAAAAAAGUGUUCAUUCACUAUUGUUGUCAUUGUCAUUAUUACAAAUACAUGUAAAAAAAAACGGCCGAUUUAAUCGGUAUCGGCUUUUUUGGUCCUCCAAUAAUCGGUAUCGGUAUCUGCGUUGAAAAUUCAUAAUCGGUCGACCUCAAGUAUGCAUGGGUGUCCGGAGCUGUGUGCCAGUAGUUUAGACAGGCAGCUCGGUGUAUUCAACAUCAAAUGUAUUUAUAUAGCCCUUCUUACAUCAGCUGAUAUCUCAAAGUGCUGUACAGAAACCCAGCCUAAAACCCCAAAUAGCAAGCAAUGCAGGUGUAGAAGCACGGUGGCUAGGAAAAACUCCCUAGAAAGGCCAGAACCUAGGAAGAAACCUAGAGAGGAACCAGGCUAUGAGGGGUGGCCAGUCCUCUUCUGGCUGUGCCGGUGGGAGAUUAUAACAAAACAUGGCCAAGAUGUUCAAAUGUUCAUAGAUGACCAGCAGGGUCAAAUAAUAAUAAUCGCAGUAUUUGUCGAGGGUGCAGCAAGUCAGCUCCUCAGGAGUAAAUGUCAGUUGGCUUUUCAUAGCCGAUCAUUCAGAGUAUCUCUACCGCUCCUGUGGUCUCUAGAGAGUUGAAAACAGCAGGUCUGGGACAGGUAGCACGUCAGGUGAACAGGUCAGGGUUCCAUAGCCGCAGGCAGAACAGUUGAAACUGGAGCAGCAGCACGGCCAGGUGGACUGGGGACAGCAAGGAGUCAUCAUGCCAGGUAGUCAUGAGGCAUGGUCCUAGGGCUCAGGUCCUCCGAAAGAGAGAAUUAGAGAGAGCAUACUUAAAUUCACACAGGACACCGGAUAAGACAGGAGAAGUACUCCAGAUAUAACAAACUGACCCUAGCCCCCCGACACAAACUAAUGCAGCAUAAAUACUGGAGGCUGAGACAGGAGGGGUCAGGAGACACUGUGGCCCCAUCCGAUGAUACCCCCGGACAGGGCCUGCAUCUGCCUGCCCGCCCAGCAUCACUUCUCUGGACGGUUCUGACCUAGAAUAUGUGGACAACUACAAAUACCUAGGUGUCUGGUUAGACUGUAAACUCUCCUUCCAGACUCACAUCAAACAUCUCCAUUCCAAAGUUACAUCUAGAAUUGGCUUCCUUUUUUGCAACAAAGCAUCCUUCACUCAUGCUGCCAAACAUACCCUCGUAAAACUGAUCAUCUUACCGAUCCUCGACUUCGGCGAUGUCAUUUACAAAAUAGCCUCCAAUACCCUACUCAGCAAAUUGGAUGCAGUCUAUCACAGUGCCAUCCGUUUUGUCACCAAAGCCCCAUAUACUACCCACCACUGCGACCUGUACACUCUCGUUGGCUGGCCCUCGCUUCAUACUCGUCGCCAAACCAACUGGCUCCAGGUCAUCUAUAAGUCUCUGCUAGGUAAAGUCCCGCAUUAUCUCUGCUCGCUGGUCACCAUAGCAGCACCCACCCGUAGCACGCGCUCCAGCAGGUAUAUCUCUCUGGUCACCCCCAAAGCCAAUUCCUCCUUUGGUCAUCUUUCCUUCCAGUUCUCUGCUGCCAUUGACUGGAACGAACUACAAACUCUCUGAAACUGGAAACACUUAUCUCCCUCACUAGCUUUAAGCACCAGCUGUCAGAGCAGCUCACAGAUCACCGCACCUGUACAUAGCCCAUCUAUAAUUUAGCCCAAACAACUACCUCUUCCCCUACUGUAUUUAUUUAUUUUGCUCCUUUGCACCCUAGUAUUUCUACUCUGCACACUCAUCUACUGUCAAAUCUACCAAUCCAGUGUUUUAAUUGCUAUAUUGUGUUUACUUCGCCACCAUGGCCUAUUUAUUGCCUUUACCUCCCUUAUCUCACCUCAUUUGCUCACAUUGUAUAUAGACUUAUUUUUCUACUAUAUUAUUUACUGUAUGUUUGUUUAUUAUAUAUGUAACUCUGUGUCACACUGCUUUGCUUAUUCUUGGCCAGGUCGCAGUUGUAAAUGAGAACUUGUUAUCAACUUGCCUACCUGGUUAAAUAAAGGUGAAAUAAAAAAUGAAAACAGCCUCUCUUAGGGUGAGUGAAAUGGUCAGAGUGAGGUGUUCUCUCGUUUGUGUCAGAAAGUAACUAGCAGUGUGCGCUCUGAACGCUCCAACAGCCGAAACGCUCGGGAUUUAGCAGCUGACAAUCUGAUAUGACAAACGCUCUGAAUUUACGAAGAGCACACUCCGGCGCUCCAGAGUGAAUUUACGAACGCACCCAUAGUUGAUGAGCGACUUGGUCGUCUGAUUCGGUUCGGUGGCAGCAAGUAGCAACAGUACCUAUGGGGCGGAGUUAUGGGAGAUGCCCGAGUCAGUUUCCAAAUGUUUGUUUGUUCGUCGCGAUGGUCAGUAAUGCCGCGUUCACAAUACCUGGGAAUUUGGAAAUAUCCGACUUCAGUGCGUUCAAAACAAAUGGGAACUCGGGGGAAAAAACGAGCUCCGACUGGGAAAAAUCUAUUUGAACGGUGAGCCAACUCGGGGACUCUUUCUUGAGCUCCGACCUGGAGAAUACUGACGUCCUGAUUUGGUCUCGUAUUGUUCCGAGUUCCCAGUUGUUUUGUUCGUUAGGCAGUCGGAUCUGGCACUGACGCCGGGUCAUGGAGGAGAGGACGGUCUUUUGCGGUUUCAAAACAACUGGGAACUUCGGAAUAACAGGUCUUGACGUGAUGAUAUUAACGUCGGAGCUCUAGAAAGAUGCCCGAGUAUCCGACUUGAAUACCGAGUUGGAUGACCGUUCACAAUGUGUUUUUCCCAGUCUGAGAUCGUUUAAUUGUUGUUCCCAGUUGUCUUGAACGCCCUGAAGUUGGAGAUUUCCGAGUUCCCAGUUGUUUUGAACACGGCAUUGUGCCCAAACCAGAAAACCCCGUGUCACGCCAACGACAGAUCGCAACAUCCACAAUGGAACUUUCAUAUCAAUCUAUCAAAACCGCGAAUCAAGCAAGAGAGGCGGAUGAAAUGAGAACAGAGUCCAGAAGAAGAAAUCUACUCAUAUUAAUCUUUCAUCAUUUAAUGGAGGCAGGGUACAUGGAUGCUGCCAGUGCUCUGGAACAGGAUACCAACUUCGUACUGCGACGGUUUGAAGUGUGUGACAAUAUAGACCUGGACACAGUGUUGAUGGAGUAUGAGAGUUACUACUUCAUCAAGUUCCAGAGAUAUCCCAAACUAACCAAGAAACUGCCAGAAUCAGUUGAAAGUAAACAUGCAAGAAGUUGUGGAAAAAAGAGGGUCCCCUGUACUGGAAUUCAGCCCCUCCCCAGAAUAAACUCCUCCCACAGACCCCCCUCCAGGGGUGGAGUCAAGAAGACAGAACCCAAGAUGGUGAUCAAGGACGCCAGUAAAGCUGUUGGGGAGAACGGUGGACUCUCCUCUCCUCCAGAAUCGACAGAGUUCGGCCUGAAUGUUUCCCCCAUCGUCAGGAGUGGAGCAGGAGAAGGACAGAUGAAGAAGGGUCAUCUGAUUGACUACAGAGAGCUAGUCCAAGAUGCAUCCAACAGUCUGUCAGAACCCAUGGAGCCUCUUCUGAAACCCCUCAGCGCCUUCAUUGGGAUGAACAGUGAGAUGAGAGAUCUGGCUGCUGUUAUUAGCAGGGACAUCUAUUUACAGAACCCUGCUGUACGCUGGGAUGACAUUAUAGGCCUGCAGGCCGCCAAGCGAUUAGUCAAAGAGGCUGUCGUCUACCCUAUUAAGUAUCCACAGCUGUUCACUGGCAUCCUGUCUCCAUGGAAAGGUCUGCUGUUAUACGGGCCUCCAGGUACAGGUAAGACACUGCUGGCCAAGGCUGUAGCCACAGAGUGUAACACCACCUUCUUCAACAUCUCAGCCUCCAGCAUCGUCAGCAAGUGGAGAGGAGACUCUGAGAAGCUGGUCAGGGUGUUGUUUGAGCUGGCUCGGUACCACGCCCCUUCCACCAUCUUCCUGGAUGAACUGGAGUCAGUUAUGAGCCAGAGAGGGACGGGAGGAGGAGGAGAGCACGAGGGCAGCAGAAGGAUGAAGACAGAGCUUUUGGUCCAGAUGGAUGGACUGGCCCGAUCUGAUGAUCUGGUUUUUGUCCUGGCAGCAUCUAACCUUCCCUGGGAGCUGGAUCAUGCCAUGCUGAGACGUCUGGAGAAAAGGAUUCUGGUUGGCCUUCCCUCUGGCCCUGCCCGACAGGCCAUGGUCUCUCAUUGGCUGCCUCCACUCAGCUGCACUGGAGGGGUGGAGCUACGCACCGAGCUGGCCUAUGAGACGCUUGCACAGGCGACGGAAGGAUACUCUGGGUCUGAUAUCAGGCUGGUGUGUAAAGAAGCAGCCAUGAGACCAGUCAGGAAGAUAUUUGAUGCUCUAGAAAGCCACCAGCAGGGGAGCUGCAACAUGCCUGUCAUUCACCUGGAAACCGUGACAACAGAGGACUUCCUGGAGGUGAUCGCUCACACCAAACCCUCGGCCAGGAACCUUACAGACAAAUACACCGCCUGGGAGACUGAGUACGAGUCUGUGUGACUCAACAUAGCAAUAUACAGCGCCUUCAGAAAGUAUUCAGACCCCUUGACUUUUUCCACAUUUUGUUACGUUACAGCCUUAAUUUAAAAUGUAUUAAAGAAAAUAAAAGAAAUCCUCAUCUAAACACAAUACCCCUUAAUGACAAAUUAAAAACAGUUUUAUUUAAAUAAACAGAAAUAUCUUAAUUCCGUAAGUAUUCAAACCCUUUGCUGUGAGACUCGAAAUUGUGCUCAGGGACUGCCUGUUUCCAUUGAUCCUCCUUGAGAUGUUUCUACAACUUGAUUGGAGUCCACCUGUGGUCAAUUCAAUUGAUUGGACAUGAUUUGGAAAGGCACACACCCGUCUAUAUAAGGUCCCACAGUUGACAGUACAUGUCAGAGCAAAAACCAAGCUAUGAGAUCAAAGGAAUUGUCCGUAGAGCUCCGAGACAGGAUUGUGUCGAGGGACAGAUCUGGGGAAGGGUACAACAAAAAAUGUCUGCAGCAUUGAAGGUCCCCAAGAACACAGUGGCCUCCAUCAUUCUUACAUGGAAGAAGUUUGGAACCACCAAGACUCUUCCUAGAGCUGGUCGCCCGGCCAAACUGAGCAAUCGGGGGAGAAGGGCCUUGGUCUGGAAGGUGACCAAGAACCUGAUGGUCACUCUGACAGAGUUCCAGAGUUCCUCUGUGGAGAUGGGAGAACCUUCCAUAAGGGCAACCAUCUCUGCAGCACUCCACCAAUCAGGCCUUUAUGGUAGAGUGGCCAGAUGGACACCACUCCUCAGUAAAAGGUACAUGACGGCCCGCUUAGAGUUUGCCAAAAGGCUCCUAAAGACUCUGACCAUGAGAAACAAGAUUCUCUGGUCUGAUGAAACCAAGAUUGAACUCUUUAGCCUGAAUGCCAAGCGUCACGUCUGGAGGAAACCUGACACCAUCUCUACGGUGAAGCACGGUGGUGGCAGCAUCACGUCUGGAGGAAACCUGACACCAUCUCUACGGUGAAGCACGGUGGUGGCAGCAUCAUGUCUGGAGGAAACCUGACACCAUCUCUACGGUGAAGCACGGUGGUGGCAGCAUCAUGUCUGGAGGAAACCUGACACCAUCUCUACGGUGAAGCACGGUGGUGGCAGCAUCAUGUCUGGAGGAAACCUGACACCAUCUCUACGGUGAAGCACGGUGGUGGCAGCAUCAUGUCUGGAGGAAACCUGACACCAUCUCUACGGUGAAGCACGGUGGUGGCAGCAUCAUGUCUGGAGGAAACCUGACACCAUCUCUACGGUGAAGCACGGUGGUGGCAGCAUCACGUCUGGAGGAAACCUGACACCAUCUCUACGGUGAAGCACGGUGGUGGCAGCAUCAUGUCUGGAGGAAACCUGACACCAUCUCUACGGUGAAGCACGGUGGUGGCAGCAUCAUGUCUGGAGGAAACCUGACACCAUCUCUACGGUGAAGCACGGUGGUGGCAGCAUCAUGUCUGGAGGAAACCUGACACCAUCUCUACGGUGAAGCACGGUGGUGGCAGCAUCAUGUCUGGAGGAAACCUGACACCAUCUCUACGGUGAAGCACGGUGGUGGCAGCGUCAUGUCUGGAGGAAACCUGACACCAUCUCUACGGUGAAGCACGGUGGUGGCAGCGUCAUGUCUGGAGGAAACCUGACACCAUCUCUACGGUGAAGCACGGUGGUGGCAGCGUCAUGUCUGGAGGAAACCUGACACCAUCUCUACGGUGAAGCACGGUGGUGGCAGCGUCACGUCUGGAGGAAACCUGACACCAUCUCUACGGUGAAGCACGGUGGUGGCAGCGUCACGUCUGGAGGAAACCUGACACCAUCUCUACGGUGAAGCACGGUGGUGGCAGCGUCAUGUCUGGAGGAAACCUGACACCAUCUCUACGGUGAAGCACGGUGGUGGCAGCGUCAUGUCUGGAGGAAACCUGACACCAUCUCUACGGUGAAGCACGGUGGUGGCAUGAGGGGAUGUUUUUCAGCGGCAGGGACUGGGAGACUAGUCAGGAUUGAGGGAAAGAUGAACGGAGCAAAGUACAGAAAGAUCAUUGGCGAAAACCUGUUCCAGAGCACUCAGGACCUCAGACCGGGGUGAAUGUUCACCUUCCAACAGGACAACGACCCUAAGCACACAGCCAAGACAAUGCAGGAGUGGCUUCGGGACAAGGGAUUUUUUUUUUUAAAUUAAUUUUAGUAUAAGGCUGUAACGUAACAAAACGUGGAAAAGGUCAAGGGGUCUGAAUACUUUCCGAAUGCACUGUCCAUAUCUGUAGCAAUGAGCAUCUUAGAUCAGCGAUACAAUGUAACAGGGCAGUGUGUCUGUACAGGGCUUGUCUGAGACAGAUCCCAGGGCAGUGUGUCUGUACAGGGCUUGUCUGAGACAGAUCCCAGGGCAGUGUGUCUGUACAGGGCUUGUCUCAGACAGAUCCCAGGUCAGUGUGUCUGUACAGGGCUUGUCUCAGACAGAUCCCAGGUCAGUGUGUCUGUACAGGGCUUGUCUGAGACAGAUCCCAGGUCAGUACAGGGCUUGUCUGAGACAGAUCCCAGGUCAGUGUGUCUGUACAGGGCUUGUCUGAGACAGAUCCCAGGUCAGUGUGUCUGUACAGGGCUUGUCUCAGACAGAUCCCAGGUCAGUGUGUCUGUACAGGGCUUGUCUGAGACAGAUCCCAGGUCAGUGUGUCUGUACAGGGCUUGUCUCAGACAGAUCCCAGGUCAGUGUGUCUGUACAGGGCUUGUCUGAGACAGAUCCCAGGUCAGUGUGUCUGUACAGGGCUUGUCUGAGACAGAUCCCAGGUCAGUGUGUCUGUACGGGGCUUGUCUCAGACAGAUCCCAGGUCAGUGUGUCUGUACAGGGCUUGUCUGAGACAGAUCCCAGGUCAGUGUGUCUGUACGGGGCUUGUCUCAGACAGAUCCCAGGUCAGUGUGUCUGUACAGGGCUUGUCUGAGACAGAUCCCAGGUCAGUGUGUCUGUACGGGGCUUGUCUCAGACAGAUCCCAGGUCAGUGUAUCUGUAACUACACUGAAGAAAUGGAAGGUUGCUGAUCUGUGUUUUAUACAGGUGACUGGAGUCUCUAUGUUCAAUUAAAGACAAUAUGAGUCAUUGGUA
Salvelinus fontinalis (brook trout) is the source of this 9790-nucleotide messenger RNA. It is a transcript of the gene katnal2, whose product is annotated as katanin p60 subunit A-like 2. Bases 5121 to 6701 code for a protein of 526 amino acids. Lineage: Eukaryota; Metazoa; Chordata; Actinopteri; Salmoniformes; Salmonidae. The record is from RefSeq and is a predicted model, not a curated record. The transcript is spliced from 16 exons. Gene Ontology annotation, molecular function: protein binding; ATP hydrolysis activity; ATP binding.